Penicillium taxi is the source of this 1923-nucleotide messenger RNA. Its product is annotated as GMC family oxidoreductase. NCBI's taxonomy places the organism in Eukaryota, Fungi, Ascomycota, Eurotiomycetes, Eurotiales, Aspergillaceae. The record is from RefSeq and is a predicted model, not a curated record. Bases 1 to 1923 code for a protein of 640 amino acids. The transcript has a single exon. Gene Ontology annotation, molecular function: flavin adenine dinucleotide binding; oxidoreductase activity, acting on CH-OH group of donors.
AUGUGGUUUCUUGGCCUUUACCUAGCCAUACUGAGUGCCACUACAGCAGCCGCCAUCCAGCUAACCGGAUAUGAAUAUGUCGUCGUGGGAUCUGGAGCAGGUGGAGGACCUCUAGCUGCACGACUUGCUCUAGCCGGUCAUAAAACGCUACUAAUCGAAGCUGGAGAUGACCAAGGCCUCAAUGUCAACUAUACUGUUCCAGCAUACUCCACCAGAGCUUCUGAAGACGGCGCCAUCGCCUGGAACUUCUUUGUUCGGCACUAUGAAGAUGAAGAGCGCCAAGCUCUCGAUUAUAAAACAACCUAUGAAACGCCUGAUGGUGGUGAAUAUACUGGUCUUAAUCCGCCAGAAGGAUCAACUAUGAAGGGCACAUUGUAUCCUCGUACUGGGACGCUGGGAGGAUGUACUGCGCACAAUGCUUUGAUCACUGUCUAUCCGCAUGAGUCUGAUUUUGAGUAUAUCUCAACUGUUACAGGCGAUGCGUCGUGGGCUCCGGAUAAUAUGCGCAAGCACUUCGAGCGACUUGAGAAUAACGGUUAUCUGCUCCCGGGAGCUGCUGGGCAUGGGUAUGAUGGCUGGUUACACGAUGAGACUGCUCCAAUCAGUCUUGUGCUAGAAGACGACCAGCUACUGAGCAUGCUACUUGGUGGUGCAUUCGCUUUGGGCAACCAGACAAACUCGAUUGUCAAUCUGGCAACUCUAGUUGCUGGAGAUGUCAACCAGGAUUCUAAGUCGCGGGAUACUAGCCCUGGUUACUAUCAGAUCCCAAUCGCUAGCCACGGCGGUCAGCGGAACGGACCACGCGAUUUCCUCGUUGCUGUUCGUGAUGCGAGGAAUCUGGAUGGCUCGAAAAAGUAUCCCCUUGAUAUCCGCACAAACUGCCACGCUACAAAAGUCACAUUUGAAAAUUCGACUGGUACUCCGCGGGCAACGGGUGUUGAGUUUCUUGACGGCCAAUACCUUUACCGCGCUAGUCCACGCUCUAGUACUGCUGGAAAUGGUAUACCUGGGAAUGUAACGGCAUCGCGAGAGGUCAUUGUUGCCGGUGGGACCUAUAACUCUCCACAGCUACUAAAGCUGAGUGGUAUCGGUCCUGCAGAUGAGCUCCAAAGUUUCGGCAUUGACGUCGUGUCUGAUCUGCCAGGUGUGGGAACCAAUCUACAAGACCAUUACGAAACAGUGGUGCAGGGCCAGGUACCUGCGAACUUCAGCAUACUGAACGGCUGUACUUUCAGCGUCGGUGGCCAGGCCGACCCGUGUUUAGAACGCUGGGAGAAUUCAAUCUUGGGUAAUCGUGGCUCCUACGCAUCUGCGGGAUUUGCAACUACCAUGCUAUACAAGAGUUCCGUGGCAGCAGACGACGACUUUGAUGCGUUUAUAUUCGGCGGCCCGGUUAACUUUCGUGGCUAUUUUCCUGGCUAUAGUGUCAAUAUCACUGAGCGCCACGACUUAUUCUCAUGGGCCAUUCUCAAAGCUCAUCCCCGCAAUACAGCCGGUUCGGUGAGACUUCGCUCUGCCGAUCCACUUGAUAUGCCCGAGAUCAUUUUCAACUACUUCGAUACUGGCAGUGGUGACUACAAAGUUGAUCUACAAGCUAUAACUGAAAGUAUUGAGUUGGCCCGCGACGCUUUUGCUCGCCAGCUUGUUGAUGUGACGGAGGUUUUGCCUGGAGUGGGUAUCACGUCGACCGUGGACAUCCAUGACUAUAUUAUGGAUACCGCUUGGGGACAUCAUGCUUCUUGUACAUGCCCGAUUGGCCGAGACGAUGACCCGAUGGCAGUUUUGGAUUCUAAAUUCCGGGUUCGCGGCGUGAGCGGGCUGCGGGUGGUGGAUGCUUCUGUUUAUCCUCGCAUUCCGGGCACUUUCACUGCUGUUUCUACCUAUAUAGUUGCUGAGAAGGCGGCGGGUGAUAUUCUAUCCUGA